UGGAUAUUCCAUCUUCACGUUCCUUCCACUGGACUUCUUAAUCUUAACCCUCUCCAUCGACCUUUCAAACUCCCCUUUUCACUCGAUCCAACAGUUCUCUUAUUUUCUAGAUUUUCAUUCCAUAAAAAGGAUACCUUGGGUCUCUAUGUAAUUCAACCAUUUCUGCUAUCAGGAAUCUCUUUGUAGUUCUUAUAUAUUUUUAUUGGUGGAAUCUGGAUUCUGUUAACUCGACGAUGUAAUUGGAUUUGGAUUUACUGCUAUUCGAAUUGUCUUUGAUUUGCAAAAGCGGCAAUCCAAUCUUCGAUCUCUAUCAAUGAUGGAUACCAGCACUGUUGCAGAUGGCAGUUCCUUUUUAAGUUUGUUUGCAGCUUUAUCAUAUGGGAUUGCUUCCAUGGCUAUGGUUUUUAUCAAUAAAGCAAUUAUUAUGCAAUAUGCGCACUCCAUGACCCUUCUUACUUUGCAGCAAUUGGCAACUACCUUGCUCAUUCACUUUGGUCGGCAAAUGGGUUAUACAAGAGCAAAAGGGGUUGAUAUUACCACAGCUAGAAGGCUUCUCCCUAUUUCUUUAUUUUACAAUGCAAAUGUGGCAUUUGCUCUUGCAAGCUUGAAAGGCGUUAAUAUUCCUAUGUAUAUUGCUAUAAAGAGGCUCACACCACUUGCUGUUCUUAUUGCUGGAUUCUUUUCUGGAAAGGGAAAGCCUACAACUCAGGUGACCCUUUCGGUAGUUUUGACUGCUGUGGGAGUUAUUGUAGCUGCCAUUGGAGAUUUUUCUUUCGACUUGCCGGGAUACACCAUGGCCCUAACUUCUGUGUUUUUCCAGACCAUGUACCUUGUGUUGGUGGAAAAGUCUGGUGCAGAGGAAGGGCUUUCUUCAAUAGAGAUAAUGUUCUAUAACAGUUUUCUUUCUCUUCCAUUUUUGCUUUUUCUCAUCAUAGCGACAGGAGAGUUCCCAAAUUCUUUGGCAUUAUUAUUAGCAAAGAGCAAUUCUUUCUCGUUUUUGUUCAUCCUACUACUUUCAUUGGUGAUGGGAAUCGCUCUUAACUACACCAUGUUUUUGUGUACCAUAGUUAACUCAGCUCUAACCACAACCAUUGUUGGAGUACUCAAAGGUGUUGGAUCCACGACGCUUGGAUUUGUGUUACUGGGAGGUGUGCAAGUUCAUGGUUUGAAUGUAACCGGAUUGGUUAUAAACACGGCAGGCGGGGUGUGGUAUUCUUACGCCAAAUAUCAGCAAAAGAAGAUUAAAGCACCCAAAGUGGUGAUGGAUUUGGAGGCUCAUCGAAGAUAAAUUAAACUCAAUUUUGCAUGGUUAAUAUUGUCUCGUUGGUUUCUUUUUGUUUUCAUUUUCAAGUGUUACUCCAAUGUGUCGGUGAUGGUUAUGAAAGUAUGGGCAAGUAAAGGAGGCCCCAAGAGAGGGGUAUAGAGUGAACAUUUUUAAUGAUGCUAUAUGUAUUUAUAAUUAUUGCCUGGGAUGAUAUCAUCAUAUAUUUCACUUCUCUAACUUUUUACCUAAAGAAAAUAUAUAUUCUUCUAAAUGUUUAAGGCAA
Messenger RNA from Gossypium raimondii (Peruvian cotton), 1547 nucleotides. RefSeq names its product UDP-galactose/UDP-glucose transporter 7. Gene Ontology annotation, molecular function: UDP-glucose transmembrane transporter activity; antiporter activity; UDP-galactose transmembrane transporter activity. Gene Ontology annotation, cellular component: Golgi apparatus. The transcript has 8 exons. The coding region runs from base 314 to 1288 and encodes 324 amino acids. Lineage: Eukaryota; Viridiplantae; Streptophyta; Magnoliopsida; Malvales; Malvaceae. The record is from RefSeq and is a predicted model, not a curated record.